AUGUUGAGCAAGAGGCUUGCACACUGUGAAGAGCUGAGAGCACAGGUGAUGGAGGUUAAAGCUCUCCCCGGAAUGGGCACCACUAUAGAUAUCAUACUGAUUAAUGGCCGUUUGAAGGAAGGAGAUACCAUCAUUGUUCCUGGAGUAGAAGGACCCAUUGUUACUCAGAUUCGAGGCCUCUUGUUACCACCUCCUAUGAAGGAAUUAUGAGUGAAGAACCAGUAUGAAAAGCAUAAAGAAGUAGAAGCAACUCAGGGAGUAAAAACUCUUGGAAAAGACCUGGAGAAAACACUGGCUGGCUUACCUCUCCUUGUGGCGUAUAAGGAAGAUGAAAUUCCUGUUCUUAAAGAUGAAUUGAUCCAUGAAUUAAAGCAGACACUAAAUGCUAUCAAAUUAGAGGAAAAAGGAGUUUACGUCCAGGCAUCUACACUGGGUUCUCUGGAAGCUCUACUUGAGUUUCUCAAGACAUCAGAAGUGCCCUAUGCAGGAAUUAACAUUGGUCCAGUCCAUAAGAAAGAUGUUAUGAAGGCUUCAGUGAUGUUGGAACACGAUCCACAGUAUGCAGUAAUUUUGGCCUUUGGUGUGAGAAUUGAACGGGAUGCACAAGAAAUGGCUGAUAGUUUAGGAGUUAGGAUCUUUAGUGCAGAAAUUAUUUAUCACUUAUUUGAUGCCUUUACAAAAUACAGACAAGACUACAAGAAACAGAAACAAGAAGAAUUUAAGCACAUAGCAGUAUUUCCCUGCAAGAUGAAAAUCCUCCCUCAGUACAUUUUCAAUUCUCGAGACCCAAUAGUGAUGGGGGUGACUGUGGAAGCAGGGCAGGUAAAACAAGGGACACCCAUGUGCGUCCCAAGCAAAAACUUUGUUGACAUUGGAAUAGUAACAAGCAUUGAAGUAAACCAUAAACAAGUAGAUGUUGCAAAGAAAGGACAGGAAGUCUGUGUCAAAAUAGAACCUAUCCCCGGGGAAUCUCCCAAGAUGUUUGGGAGACACUUUGAAGCUACGGACAUUCUUGUCAGUAAGAUCAGCCGGCAGUCCAUUGAUGCACUCAAAGACUGGUUCAGAGAUGAAAUGCAGAAUAGUGAUUGGCAGCUUAUUGUGGAACUGAAGAAAGUUUUUGAAAUCAUCUAAUUUUUCCACGUGGGGCAGAAAUUGUUGUAAUAGCAUCAACAAAAUGAGACAAAAAAUGGAACAGAUGUAUCUGAACAUGGACAGACUGGUAUGGAAGGAAAAAAAAAUAGGUGUAUAAAAUGUUUUCCAUGAGAAACCAAGAAACUUACACUGGUUUGACAGUGGUCAAUUACAUGUCCCCACAGUUCCAAUGUGCCUGUUCCCGCACCCCCUCCUUGCCCUACCCUCUCUACUUGGCUGCUGUUUUAAAGUUUGCCCUUCCCCAGAUUUGGAUUUUUAUUACAAAU
Molecule: messenger RNA, 1418 nt
Organism: Lepus europaeus (European hare)
Lineage: Eukaryota; Metazoa; Chordata; Mammalia; Lagomorpha; Leporidae
Product: eukaryotic translation initiation factor 5B-like
Exons: 1
Coding region: 523-1131 (202 amino acids)
Molecular function (GO): translation initiation factor activity
Source: RefSeq, a predicted model, not a curated record